Molecule: messenger RNA, 1943 nt
Organism: Daucus carota subsp. sativus
Lineage: Eukaryota; Viridiplantae; Streptophyta; Magnoliopsida; Apiales; Apiaceae
Product: DNA-(apurinic or apyrimidinic site) endonuclease, chloroplastic
Exons: 12
Coding region: 202-1746 (514 amino acids)
Biological process (GO): base-excision repair
Cellular component (GO): nucleus
Molecular function (GO): DNA binding; endonuclease activity; double-stranded DNA 3'-5' DNA exonuclease activity
Source: RefSeq, a predicted model, not a curated record
AAAGCUAACAGGUGACCUGCGUUGGAGAUGCUCUAAUACGCGUCCUCCCCGACGUCCUCCGACUUGACCGUUGCCACACCUGACGAACCUUGCCGCCUAUCUCACAACCCUAACAUAGCUCCUCCUCGUCAUGCUGCUAUCCUGCGCCUCCUCUCCUCCCUUAACAUACGCACCCCGUCUCUUUAUCCUGUCCCCCUCUCAAUGUAUCAUGUAUUUCCAUCUCCCACAAUACUAGGUUUCCGCACUUUCCUAAUUCGUCCAAGUCUUGCAGUGGUCCAAAGCAGUUUAGGGUUCUCAAGAGCAAUGGCGUCUUCUAAAGCUACCUCUAAACCUACUAUUAUUGCCAAAAGUGAUGAUGAGUCUGAAGCUGGAAAUGUUGAAAAUGAUUUUGAGAGUGAUUCGGAUAGUAUAGAUAGGUUGUCAGUUGUUCAAUUGAGACAGAAGCUAAGGAGUGUUGGUGUCCCGGUGAAAGGGCGUAAAACUGAGCUGGUGGAUGCUUUGAGGGCUUAUCUAAGCUCAAAUCCUGGUGACGACUGCAAAAACAUGGAACCGAAAUCAAAUUCUUCGAAGGAAAAUCUGAAAAGGAAGGUUGAAAGUUCGUCUGUUCAGAUACAAGCCGAGAGCGUCAGUUCUACUGUUUCAAAGGUUGCUGUGGCGAAACGGACCAAGAAAGGUGUGAAUAAGGCACCAGAUGAGGAAACCAUUGCGGAAUCUAAAACCAAGCGAGUUGCUAAAGAUAAAGUUACAUCAAUAAGAUCUAACAAGGCAACAGUUAGUAAAGCUCUAUGUGCAAAGGAAGACGUUCCAGCGGAAGUGGAUGGAGAAUCUAAGAUGGUUGAUCUUAUAGAGAAUCAAUUUGAACCCUGGACUGUUCUUGCACACAAGAAGCCACAAAAAGGGUGGAUACCUUACAAUCCCCGGACCAUGAGGAAGCCUCGUCUUACUGCUGAUACAAAGCAUGUUAAGUUGAUGUCUUGGAAUGUCAAUGGCUUACGAGCUUUACUGAAAUUAGAAGGCUUUUCUGCACUGCAACUUGCACAAAGGGAAGACUUUGAUGUGUUGUGCUUGCAAGAAACUAAAUUACAGGAGAAAGAUGUCGAGGCAAUCAAAUGCUCUCUUCUUGAAGGAUAUAAAGAUAGCUUUUGGACAUGUAGCGUUUCCAAGCUUGGGUAUUCUGGUACUGCAAUUAUCUCAAGGAUAAAACCACUUUCAGUGAGAUAUGGCCUUGGCAUAUCAGAUCAUGAUAGUGAAGGGCGUCUUGUGACAGUAGAGUUUGAUUCUUUCUAUUUGCUAUGUAGUUAUGUUCCAAAUUCAGGUGAUGGUCUAAAAAGACUGUCAUACAGAGUUACUGAGUGGGAUACUUCUCUAAGCAAUUACAUGAAAGAGCUAGAGAAGAUGAAGCCUGUUAUUUUAACGGGAGAUUUGAAUUGUGCGCAUGAAGAAAUCGAUAUUUAUAAUCCUGCAGGAAAUAAGAGAAGUGCUGGUUUUACGAUUGAAGAAAGGCAGUCAUUCGAGACAAACUACUUAAAAAAUGGCUUCGUUGACACGUUUAGGAAUCAGCAUCCUGGUGUUGUUGGCUAUACUUACUGGAAUUACAGGCAUAAUGCACGCAAGACAAAUAAAGGAUGGCGCUUGGAUUACUUCCUUGUUUCAGAGUCCAUCUCCGACAAGGUUUAUGACUCGUAUAUUCUCCCAGAUGUUGGUGGUAGUGAUCAUUGUCCUAUUGGCCUCAUUCUUACGCUCUAGGUUAGGUAGAACUAUUAACUUCUUGGCUCAUACGUUGGUAUAAUGCCUCUUAAAAAAGGAGGAAUAUUAUAUUAUAUCUGCAGCCUGUCAUCAUAUGACAUUUUUGUGUAAAUAUCUGCCGAACUGAAUUUUUAUGUUAAAUCUGGCAUAACUGGACUUGAAUAUGCAUAUAUGCAUCACCUAUAUGUGUUUCAGAA